This is a messenger RNA of Polyodon spathula (Mississippi paddlefish), 2612 nucleotides long. RefSeq names its product interleukin-1 receptor accessory protein-like. Gene Ontology annotation, biological process: signal transduction. The record is from RefSeq and is a predicted model, not a curated record. Gene Ontology annotation, molecular function: interleukin-1 receptor activity. Lineage: Eukaryota; Metazoa; Chordata; Actinopteri; Acipenseriformes; Polyodontidae. The coding region runs from base 266 to 2416 and encodes 716 amino acids. The transcript is spliced from 12 exons.
UCUGACUGUAUUUCCGAUCACGAGGCUGUAUAUGUUGCGCAAAGUGAAAGUUAGAAAAAGGGAGUAACAUAGUUAGGAGUGAUUGAUUAUUAAACUCUACACUGCAUGCGCUUGUCUGAUCGACAAAAGAAACAGUGGGCUUUAAAUAUUUCACGCUGAUCUUUUUAGAAAGCUGAAAAAUAAACACUGUAUCCACGGACAAAGCCGUUGCCUGCCACCUGAACAGCCCACGGUCUUAUUUAAACUGAAUAUCUUGCUGCUGCCUAUGAUACAUUCCCAGAGCAAGUGGAGUGCCAUUCUGUAUCCUGCAUUGCAAAUGGCUGCUUCAGUUCUGCUGCUGUGCACGCUGUGUGCUGGAGCCUCUACAGGGAGCCUCACUGCUGGACUGACCGCACCCCGCCCCGCAGACAGCUGUUAUGACUGGGGUACGUAUGGGACCAUGCAGGUGUACGAGGGGGAGGCCGGGAGGCUGAGGUGUCCGCUGUACUCCAACACCAUGAAGUAUAAUUACAGCACUGCCCAGGCGGCAGGACUCACUCUGGUCUGGUAUUGGACCAGGCAGAACCAGGACCUGGAAGAGCCCAUCAACUUUCGCCUCAAAGACCACCGGAUCAGCAAAGAAAGGGACAUGCUGUGGUUCCGGCCUGCUUCUGUCAACGACACCGGAGCCUACAUCUGCAUGCUGAGAAACAACACUCACUGCUACAAGAUCGCUGUUCCACUGAUCAUCCUUCAGAAGGAUCCUGGCUCCUGUGUCAGCAGACACGUCCAGCCUGACAGCAAAAUGAUCCCUCUGGAGCAGGAUGAAGAGCUGUCCUGUCCCAAUAUUGAAGGGUAUUACCCGGCACAAGAAAAGCCUCCGAUCAGCUGGUACAGAAACUGUCUACCAGUGGAGUCCUACAGUGAGAGGCAAGUCGUGUACAACAAAAUAUAUUUUAACAUAAUAAGAUCAACCCAUGCUGGGAACUACACCUGCAUUGUGAACUAUACUGCAAAUGGAAUCGCUUCCACUCUAACAAGGACCACAUUUGUCAAGGUAGUAGGCCCAUCUGUUUUGCAAAAGAAACCUAUCAUCCACAACCCUAACGACCAGCGCCAUAUUAUCGUGAAACUGGGUGCCCUGACCAACUUGUCCUGCCAGGUGUUUUUUCACUUUCUGAUGAACUCCGAGACUGAGGUGUGGUGGACCAUCGACGGGAAGAGAGAGGAAGCCUUCACAGAUCCCCGGUUUCAGAUCUACACCAGUGUUGAGUCUACAGAACUGGAGGAUAAGAUGAUAACAAAGACUCUGCAAAUCAAGGAGUUCAGCUUGCAGGAUGUGAAGCGGAACUACACCUGCUUCGCACGAAACGCCGUCGGAGAAGAGAGAAGACAGGCCAUUCUGAGCUUGACAACUCCCAUGCCCACAGUAGAACUGGCCUGUGGUCUAGGGGUCAUCCUGUUCCUCAUGAUCUCGCUCUUCAUUGUCUAUCACGUGUACUGGCUGGAGCUGGUCCUGCUGUACCGGGCUCACUUCGGAACAGAUGAAAGUGUCACAGAUGGAAAGGAGUAUGAUAUCUACAUUUCUUACGCACGGAAUGCAGAUGAGGAGGAGUUUGUUCUGCUCACGCUCCGGUCUGUUCUGGAAAACGAGUUUGGCUACAAAUUGUGCAUCUUUGACAGGGACAGUCUACCCGGGGGCAAUGCAGCGGAGGCAGUGUUGAGGUUUAUUCAGCGUAGCCGCAUACUGAUGGCCAUCCUGAGUCCAGAUUAUGUGAAUGAAAAGAGCAUCAGCAUGCUGGAGUUCAGACUCGGGGUUCUCUGUCAAAACACAGGUGACACCAAGAUCAUCGUCAUCAAUUACAAACCCGCCGACUCCCCCUGCGCUGAGCUCCUACAGCUCAAACAAACAGCUUUCAUCAAGUGGAAGGGGAAGAAAUCCAAGAGCCCCCAGUCCAAAUUCUGGAAGGCGCUACGCCUGGCCCUCCCUUUGAGAACCUUGGCUGCGGGCAUCCGCUUGAUAGACAGCUCCUCCUCCCAUUCGGACAUCAGCGUGGAUCGGCGUCCAGCUAGAAAGGAGGCGGGCAAGAAAACGAGGCAGAGCGUCGCCUCGAAGCCUGCACAGAGCUCCAGCACGAAACCCAGAAGAGGAGCCUCUCCUUGCAUGCCCUGCAGGGUUUGUGUGACCUACCUGGACAAUGAGAAAGUGGAUCAUUGCCUGAGCUGUGGAGCCUCACAGCCAGGAUGGCAGAGCCACCUCUCCAGAACCAAGAGCCUUGGCACUGAAAUCAGCUGGACUCACAUGAGACCUAAACUAGACUUCCAGCAACACAGGGCCCCAGCUCACAGACAUGCUCACCACUGCUCCCCUGCCUGCCUUAUCCAAUCAAAGAGGCAGCUGUGUUCUUUAGCAGGUAGACAGGAACAGUCUUUGUAGGACGAAUCUGCAAUAUAGUCUUUUUUUAUUUAAAAUAUGACUGUAAACUAGUCUGAAUUCAUGUGGAAUGGGCAUUUUGCCUAUUUGUUUUAAAGAAAAGCCUUUGGAUUUAGGUGUACAUGUACAGGUACAGGAUACUAAUUGAUAAAAUAAAGGUUUAUCAGUUAUUGAAAUGGAACUCAAAAUGGGAUUCGUU